This is a messenger RNA of Ceratina calcarata, 1373 nucleotides long. RefSeq names its product ADP-ribosylation factor 2 (gene Arf102F). Bases 465 to 1007 code for a protein of 180 amino acids. The record is from RefSeq and is a predicted model, not a curated record. The transcript has a single exon. Gene Ontology annotation, molecular function: GTPase activity; GTP binding. NCBI's taxonomy places the organism in Eukaryota, Metazoa, Arthropoda, Insecta, Hymenoptera, Apidae.
AAAAGGAAAUGUUCAAUUUGAACUAGGCGGCUGAUUAUCACGGUUAAUGGAGGAGUAUGUGGCACCGACACGCGUCGCUUUCUACUGAGUUAUCCCCAGUUGCUCCGUGAUUCAUAAAUCGAGUGACGAAAUAAUACAUCUAGCUCGUAAGGGUAUCACAAUCACAAAAAGAAACUGUCUUAUAACGAUAUAAACGAAUAUUCAGUCUAUUGUUUAACGCAAGAAUUCGAGUGCGUGGCCAAUUUUGCCAACUAUUUCCGGAAUAACAAGUACAUAACAAGUCGCCCUAAGGUGACAUUUGGUAUUAUUGUUAAAGGUGUGUUAACGACACAAUAAACGUCGUCGCAUAUCCAAAUAAGUAUAAUAUUUACUGGUAAGACAAAUAUCUGUGCGCUGAGUACGAGUGCAAGAGCAUCGCACUAGUUUAAGUACAUCGGGGAAGUACAGUGUCAUCAUAGACGACGAUGGGCCUAACGAUCAGCAGUUUGCUCACCCGGCUCUUUGGCAAAAAGCAAAUGAGAAUAUUGAUGGUCGGCUUGGAUGCCGCUGGAAAAACAACCAUAUUGUACAAAUUGAAGCUGGGCGAGAUUGUCACAACAAUACCUACAAUCGGCUUUAACGUUGAAACCGUCGAGUACAGGAAUAUAUGUUUUACGGUAUGGGACGUUGGUGGCCAGGAUAAGAUCAGGCCACUCUGGAGACACUAUUUCCAAAAUACUCAAGGCCUUAUUUACGUCGUCGACAGUAACGAUCGAGAACGUAUCGGAGAAGCAGAACGUGAAUUAGCGAACAUGUUGAAGGAGGACGAACUAAGGGAUGCGGUACUGUUAGUUUUUGCCAACAAACAAGAUUUACCUAAUGCAAUGUCUGCAGCGGAGCUCACAGAUAAGCUGGGACUGAAUUCGUUAAGAGGACGUCAUUGGUUUAUUCAAAGUACUUGUGCUACUCAAGGACAUGGACUUUACGAAGGGCUUGAUUGGUUGAGUAAUGAACUAGCUAAAAAGUGAUAAAACAACGUUCGUUAUUCAUUAAAAGUUUCAUGAACAAUUUAUUCAUUGAGCAUGGACGUAGAAGACAGGUCGCAAUCUUUAUUUUUGUCAAAUUACGCACCACAUAUAUGAUUUCAUAUCACUGUGAUUAUAAUUUUUAAGAGAGCAAUUAUUGGGAAUAAUAGAACGUACAGGACUUGACUGACAAACAUCUAACACGUAAACAGACUUCAUUUCCAAAAUGAAAUUUUCUUUUAGAAGGCGAGGAGAGUAGGAGAACAGUAUGUUAUUUGUAUGCUUAUACUAACUAAUAGAGUUACGAGUUUACUUAAAAAUGUAUCUUCAAUUCGAAAUAAAUAUGGAAUAUUUGUAUAUUAACUUCAA